CGUCUCGCGGGUGCGCGCGCGCCGGACGCACGCCGAUAUUCGCACGCAAAAAUCCUUUUAUAGUCUAAGCGGCUGCUCCAAAAAUAAAUCUGUUCUGUGCGCGGCGUUCGCGAAUGUGACUUUGUAAUCUAAAUCCGCGAAUGUGACUUCGAACUUUCAAAUCGCGAGUUUACAGUCCUCGUCUGUCACGUAAGCCACUCGAUACACUAAAUAGUCGAUAUGUUACAAGGUAUAAGACAAAAGAAAGCAAACUAUUGAGUGCGAGAUCAAAUUUGAAGCAGUUACCCUAAGCGCUAUUUAAUGGACUCCUUAGAUGUGCCGCCGGUAGUAAAACUUUGAUGCCGUAUUGUGAAGUGUUUGAGGACUUAAUAGUUUAGUUAUCGAGGAUUUUUAAGUGCCAUCAUGAAUCUCAAUAACAAGUUGAGAAGCAGAAGUACAUCUACGUCCUCGAGGAGUUCGGAUCUUAAGGUGUCAGGCGCUAUCGAGCUGGCCGACCCCGCCAACUCCGCCGAAAUACUGGCGCGCCUGCAGAACGCUGACCGUGCCAGAUUUUCUGACACGAGCUGGCAGAUCCACCGGACAUGGUCCCGGAACGGCGACCCGCUGCACCGGACCCCGCCCACCAGCAGGACCAACAUCGCCCAGACCACCGCCGCCGAACCGACUCUACGGAACGACCACAAUGGAAUCUACGACACUAUAACGACACGAGCUGUAAGCGCGCCGGCCCCAUCGACAACAAUCUAUGCCAGAGAACAAUUUCAGAAUGGCGGGCGGUCGGUUAGCUACGCUCCUGGGUCGCAGGGCUCCCGGCUGGACCUGUGCUACGUGGCGGAGCGCAUGCUGGCGCUGCACCUGCCCGAGCGGGACUCGCAGGCCGAGGCCCAGGCUGCUCACAUGCUGAACAAUAAGCACGGCGAGCAUUUCAUGGUAUUCGAGGUGAGCGGCGGCGAAGGCGGCUGCGAGCGCACGGCCCGCGGCGUAUUCGGGCGGGCGCAUUGUCUGGGGUGGCCCGGCGACCUGGCUCCGCCCCUGGAGCGCCUUUGUGCGGCCUGCAAACACAUUGAGAGCUGGCUCGCCGCGCAUCCAAAGAAUGUCGCUGUAUUGUUGGCAUGGGGCAACCGCGAGCGCCUGGGCGUGCUGGUGGCGGCGUACAUGCACUACAGCGCCAUCUGCGGCGCGCCCGAGCACGCGCUCGACCGGUACGCCAUGCGCCGCUACCUCGACGACCGCGUGCCCAGCUUCCACCUGCCCUCCAACAAGAGAUACAUAGACACGUUCGCGGGUCUCCUCGCGGGCCAGAUCCGCGUGAACGCCGCGCCGCUGCACCUGACGCACGUCAGCGUGGCCGGCUCGCUCGCCGCGCCCACCAACCCCACCAUCGCCUUCCUCAAGAUCUACGAGAACUUCACCUGCGUCUACACUUCUGGUUUAUACAUGGUGAACGGCGGCGGGUGGACGGUGGGCGUGGGGCGGCUGGCGCUGCGCGGCGACGUGCUGGUACGCGCGUACCGCCGCCCGGCGCACGCGCACGCGUCCGCGCGCCGCCAUCUCGUGUUUGCCUGUCAGUUCCACACGUGCGCUGUCGCCGACCACACGCUGUCCUUCACCAAGCUGCAGCUAGACCACGCCGCGCACGAUCCAUCAUUCCCUUCCGACGGUGCGGUGGAGCUGGUGUUCGCGCGGGGCGAGGGGUCGGGGGGCGCCGCGCCCGCGCCCACCCCCGCCGCGCCGCUUCGGGCAGCCCCCGACGCCCUGGCGCGAGCUGACUCGCUGGAACACCUGAGACCCCUGUCUACACUCACUGAUGAUGACCCUGGGGAUAACAACGGUAGUGCAGAGGGGUCGGGGUCGGGUGGCGAGGCAGGCGAGGCAGGGGAGGCGGGCGAGGGCGCGGCGCACACGUUCGGGCCGCUGGACGGGUCCAUCUACGCCACGGUGGUGCGCGCGGGGCCCGGGUCGCCGCUGUCCGCGUCCAUGGACUCGGGCAUCUCGUCGGCGGGGCGGCGCGCGGCCCCCAGCCCGCCCGACGAGCUGGACGCGCUGCUAGGCGACAUGCUGCGCACCGUUAGCGCGCUGCCCGACCCGCCGCAGUCGCCCGCCGACCGCGCGCCCGACAUACCGUACCACGCGCGCGCCGACUCCGCGCCCUUCACGUACGGCGCGCCCGGCCUUCGCCCCGGCAUGCUGCGCGCCGCCAACCGCCUCGCCAGCCCCGAGCUCGUGCGCCGGGCGCUGGGCGAGCGCCCCUACCGCCCCAUCGAGGACGACGACGACGAGCGCACGGCCACCCCGGAGCCCCGGCCGCCGGCGCCGCUGUCCCCGCGCACGCUGCGCAAGCUCACGCACGAGGACGUCACCACCACCACCGUGUCCCCGGUCCCGCCGCCUGAAUCUCCGCAGACAAACGGAAGAUGGGUAAACGGCGACGCCGAAUGGAUCGAGAGGCCGCCGAGCAGCGCAAGGAAAACGAUAUCCGAAAAUGGAACGCUGCGCUCUAAUAGUACUAUCGGCUGGCAAGACACUCUAAGGUCGCGAGAGUCCAGGCGGUCGGAGGGCAACAACGAGCCGAGCUCGGGACUCACCUGGCUCCAAAGACAGCAGCAGAAACUGCGCGAGAAGAAGGAAGCGAGGGAGAGGGUCGCUCGACUGCCGCUCGAGUGGGACGCACCUUCCCGGCAUGUGCGCAGAUCUGCAAGUCAUCGCGUCGACGGCUACACAAGCGACACGACCGCAUUCGCCGACGACGACGAUGACUUCAGCGUGCCGCUGCACGUCAACACGCGGACGCUGCAUCGGACUGAUAGCGUCAGUCCGCAAGCUCCUGACAGAACCUCAUCUAGGAAAUUCAUGUAUGAAAAGAUGACGAUGCGCGAGUGGAGUACCAGCACAACACCGACGAGUACACAAGCGCCCGGUCUACUGUCACUAGCGGAGCCUAACAACAAUGAGCCUAUUAUUCGCGAGCGAUGCGAGAGCUGGUCGCACACAGAGUCGCGCGCCGCCACGCCCGCGUUCCCGACGCAACCGCGCACGCCGUACCCGCCCACGCCCACCCCCUCGCUCUCCGCGCGCCCGCCGCGUUCGCCCACGGUCACCAGAAAAGAGCGCGAAAGCAGCCCGGAGUCGGAGUACCGCGCGUACAGCACGGGGUCGCGGCGGUCGAGCGUGAGCGCGCCCGAGCCGCACCACGUGGCGCCGGACCGCGUGCGCUUCGCACGAGACACCAGCCACUACUGGUAUAAGCCCAACAUUUCGCGUGAUGACGCGGUGGCAGCACUACAACAACUUGAAGAAGGCGCGUUCAUAGUGCGCGACUCGAACUCGUUCCCCGGCGCGUUCGGGCUGGCGGUGCGCGCGGGCGGCGGCGUGCGCCACUUCCUGGUGGAGCCAGCGGCGCGCGGCGUGCGGCUGCGCGGCUGCCCCGACGAGCCCGUCUUCUCCUCGCUGUCCGCGCUCGUCUACCAGCACACCGUCACGCCGCUCGCGCUGCCAGUGCCGCUUAGACUGCCGGAGAGGGACCCGUGGACCGGCGGAGGCGCGAGCGCCGCUGCCCGCGCGCUGCUGUCGACGGGCGCGGCGUGCAACGUGCUGCUGCUGGGCUCAGAGAACACUGAAGCGCUGACCGGCCCUGCCGCCGUCAAACGUGCAGUGUCUAAUAUUUUACAGAAGAAGGGUGCAGCCCACGUGGUGCACUUCAAGGUGUUCGGCGGCGGCAUCACGCUGACGGACGCGGCGCGCAAGCUGUUCUUCCGCCGGCACUACCCCGCCGGCAACGUGUCGCACGCCGGCCUCGACCCCGACAACAGAUCCUACACAUACGUGGAUGAACACGGGGCUAGGACUGAUAAGCGCGUGUUCGCGUUCGUGGCGCGCUUGUCGGCGAGCGCGGACAACCAGUGCCACGUGUUCGCCGAACUCGAGCCCGAGCAGCCCGCCACCGCCAUCGUCAACUUCGUGAACAAGGCUCUUCUGGGAAACAGUCAGAAACGAGAUAUAAUUUGAGGAAUUCCCAAGAGUUAUUUGAA
Messenger RNA from Aricia agestis (brown argus), 4028 nucleotides. It is a transcript of the gene by, whose product is annotated as tensin-2-like. Bases 403 to 4005 code for a protein of 1200 amino acids. The record is from RefSeq and is a predicted model, not a curated record. Gene Ontology annotation, molecular function: protein binding. NCBI's taxonomy places the organism in Eukaryota, Metazoa, Arthropoda, Insecta, Lepidoptera, Lycaenidae. The transcript is spliced from 22 exons.